Cyprinodon tularosa is the source of this 1997-nucleotide messenger RNA. RefSeq names its product 24-dehydrocholesterol reductase (gene dhcr24). Gene Ontology annotation, molecular function: Delta24(24-1) sterol reductase activity; FAD binding. The record is from RefSeq and is a predicted model, not a curated record. Gene Ontology annotation, cellular component: cytoplasm; membrane. Bases 85 to 1635 code for a protein of 516 amino acids. Gene Ontology annotation, biological process: steroid metabolic process. Lineage: Eukaryota; Metazoa; Chordata; Actinopteri; Cyprinodontiformes; Cyprinodontidae. The transcript has 9 exons.
UGUCAGAGGUUCCCCUGUUAGCCCAGCUGGGACAGAGCAGAAGUUUAAAUCAGACACCUGGAGCUGCUGGUCUGAGCUGGAGCCAUGAGUCCGCUGGUAUAUUUAGGAGCUCUGCUGCUUUUCUUCCUGCUGUGGAUCAGGGUCAAAGGUCUGGAUUACGUCAUCGUUCACCAGCGCUGGAUAUUCGUCUGUUUGUUCCUGCUGCCGCUCUCUGUUGUCUUUGAUGUUUAUUAUUAUGUGAGAGCGUGGCUCAUUUUUAAGAUGUGCUCAGCACCCAAACUGCACGACCAGCGCGUGCGGGACAUCCAGCGACAGGUACGAGAGUGGAGGAAGGAUGGCGGUGGGACGUACAUGUGCACAGGUCGACCCGGCUGGCUCACGGUGUCCCUCAGAGUUGGAAAAUACAAGAAAACCCACAAAAACAUUAUGAUCAAUAUGAUGGACAUACUGGAGGUGGACACAGAGAGGCAGGUGGUGAGAGUGGAGCCACUGGCAAACAUGGGUCAAGUGACGGCUCUCCUUAACUCCAUCGGCUGGACGCUGCCGGUGCUGCCCGAGCUGGAUGACCUCACCGUGGGUGGGCUGGUGAUGGGCACAGGCAUCGAGUCCUCCUCCCAUAUCUACGGGCUUUUUCAGCACAUAUGUGUGGCAUAUGAACUGGUCCUUGCAGAUGGCAGCUUAGUGCGCUGCACAGAGGAGGAGAACUCUGAUCUGUUCCAUGCCGUCCCCUGGUCCUGUGGCACGCUGGGGUUUCUGGUCGCAGCAGAGAUUAAAAUAGUCCCAGCUAAAGCUUGGGUGAAGCUGCGCUAUGAGCCCGUCAGAGGCCUGGAGAACAUCUGCAAACGUUUCGCCGAGGCAUCACAGAACAAGCAAAACACGUUCGUGGAGGGGAUCCAGUAUAGCCUGGACUCAGCCGUCAUCAUGACAGGAACCAUGACUGACCAUGCAGAGCCAGAUAAGAUUAACAGAAUCGGCCUGCACUUCAAACCCUGGUUCUUCAAACAUGUAGAGAGCUACCUGAAAGGAGAGCGCAGUGGAGUGGAGUUCAUCCCUCUGAGGCAUUACUACCACCGACACACACGGAGUAUCUUCUGGGAGAUCCAGGAUAUUAUCCCAUUUGGCAACAAUCCUGCGUUCCGCUGGCUUUUCGGAUGGAUGGUUCCUCCUAAGAUCUCGCUGCUGAAACUCACCCAGGGAGAAACCAUCAGACGUCUGUAUGAGCAGCACCACGUGGUCCAGGACAUGCUGGUUCCCAUGAAGCAUCUGCAGGCUGCCAUCACACGCUUUCACCAGCAAAUCAAUGUUUACCCUCUGUGGCUGUGCCCGUUCCUGUUACCGGCAGGCAGGGGAAUGGUUCACCCUAAGGGCCAACAGGAGGAGCUGUACGUGGACAUCGGAGCCUACGGGGAGCCAAAGGUCAAACACUUUGAGGCCAGAGCAUCAACGCGUCAGCUGGAGAAGUUUGUCAGAGACGUACACGGGUUCCAGAUGCUGUAUGCAGAUGUGUACAUGGAUCGGGAGGAGUUUUGGGAGAUGUUUGAUGGACAGCUGUACCACAAACUACGAGCUGAGCUGGGCUGUAAGGAAGCUUUUCCUGAGGUUUAUGAUAAAAUCUGUAAAUCUGCCCGUCACUAAAGUCCUCUCCGCUCCGCCAUCUCACGUCCUUUAUCCCAGUUAGACCACGGCGUCGGGCGCCACUAAACCAGCAUGGAGUAAAUGGGCGUUUCUAGCAAAGGAAAACUCUCAUGCAUGAGGAUGUGGCUGCGCUGUUCAUUGCUGAACUAGUCUUGUUUACACUGAGCCUCCUGCUCAACAUCGCCACUGUUUUUGAUGAGCAUCUUAACAUUCCUGUAUAUUAUAAGCAUUCCUAGAAUGCACUGUUGAAAUACUUUUGCAAUCAGUUAAAAUGAAAAGUAAAACACAACUGCUAUUUUCAUGUCCAAAUAAAACUAAUUAAGAAUAUAUAUUUUUUAAUAAAGUUAAUUCUCAUCCUCUGA